Molecule: messenger RNA, 2100 nt
Organism: Abrus precatorius (Indian licorice)
Lineage: Eukaryota; Viridiplantae; Streptophyta; Magnoliopsida; Fabales; Fabaceae
Product: cyclic dof factor 1-like
Exons: 2
Coding region: 256-1656 (466 amino acids)
Biological process (GO): regulation of DNA-templated transcription
Molecular function (GO): DNA binding; DNA-binding transcription factor activity
Source: RefSeq, a predicted model, not a curated record
UCUCUCCCUCUCUCUCUCUGCUCCAUCACUAUUCAUUACCCGUUUUCAUAUGAAUUAUUAACAGAGCAAAAGACACAAAAGUUACUGAACACUACAAAAACUUCUAUAUAUCUAUCUAUAUGUACUUGUGUAUAUAUUUUUUUCCUCUUUACUUUCCCCAUUUUUCUAGUAAGAGAAGGAGCAAGCAAGAGAGAUAUUCCUGAACCUGAACCUGAACCUGAACGUGAACCUGAUCAGCGGCUACAUACCACAGGAAUGUCAGAGGUUAAAGACCCAGCGAUAAAGCUUUUUGGGAGGACAAUUUCUCUGCCACGCACCCCUAGUGAUUCUCCUGCACCCGCACCUGUCACAUGUCCUUCUUCUUCCUCUUCUCCCCGUGAAGUGAGCUCUGCAACACACCACCAAGCAGAGGAACCAUCAAGGAAAGAACUCACCUCAGUACAAGAUGAUGAUGCCUCACAUCAAACCACAGAGGAUUUAAAAUCUCCCACAACAUCUUCAGGCAUAUGUGAGAAUCCUAAGACACCCUCCGCUGACACUGAGACAUCGUUACUGAAAUCCUCUACAAAUGGAGAACAAAGUGAAACUAGUGCUUCUGAAGAAAAAACUCCAAAGAAACCUGACAAGGUAAUUCCAUGCCCACGAUGCAAUAGCAUGGAUACCAAAUUCUGUUACUACAACAAUUACAAUGUCAAGCAACCCCGCCAUUUCUGCAAGAACUGUCAAAGAUAUUGGACUGCAGGAGGAACAAUGAGAAAUGUGCCUGUGGGAGCUGGUCGCCGCAAGAACAAAAACACUUCGGCAUCACAUUACCGGCACAUAAUGGUUCCAGAGGCACUCCAAGGAGUUAAACUCAAUGCACCCAAUGGCUUGCAUAAUUCUGUUUUAGGAAAUGGAGCAGCUGUCUUGACUUUUGGUCCAGACUCUCCACUUUGUGAUACCAUGGCUUCUGUAUUGAACAUUGCUGAGAGAACACAAAAUUGUGUUCCAAAUGGGUUUCAUGCAACAGAACCAAAUACUUUUGUUGCUUCUCAUAGUAAGGAAGAUGAGGGGGGUGAUCACUCUACUGGAUCACGUGAAUCAGUGGAUAAAAGGGUUGAAGGUUUUACUCCUCAAUUACCAUACUUCCCAAAUUCCCCUUGGCCUUAUCCUUGGAAUUCUACAAUGCCUCCUCCUACAUUUUGCCCACCAGGCUAUCCUUUAUCUUUCUAUACCACACCUGCAUAUUGGGGUUGUAUGCCACCCUCUUGGAAUAUAUCAUGUAUCUCACCCCAAUCUUCUGUUAACCACUCUAUCUCUGCCACUAGCUCUGGCACCAAUUCAACUACUUUGGGGAAACACUCGAGGGAUGGGAACAUAAUCACCCUAGCUAACUCACAAGAAGAAAAGCUUGACAUAGAACAUAACACUUCAGAAAACAAUGCCAUGAUCCCCAAGACUCUUAGAAUUGAUGACCCUAGUGAAGCUGCAAACAGUUCCAUUUGGUCAAAGCUAGGGGUCAAGAAUGACAAGGCAAAUUCUCUCAGUGGAGGAGGUCUAUUCAAAGCAUUUUCAUCCAAGAGAAAUGACAUGAAUCACAUGGUUGAAACAUCACCAGUUUUGCAAGCCAACCCUGCGGCUUUAUCGCGGUCUCUUAGCUUCCAUGAACGGACCUAAAUGGAAAUCACAGUGAGCCACAUCAGAAUCUCAUUGUGCUUAAUGAAAGUUGAGGUUAUUUAUACCAGUGCAACCUCAUUUUGCUGACAAGUUCUUGUUUUUCCACUAGAAGUUGUUUUCUUGACCAACCUCAAUGCAGGAUUCCUAGGACUUCAGUGUUGUACUUAAGCUUCCCUAGCUGCCAUCUUGAGCCUGUCAGAGUGAACAGGUGUUUUUGCUGCAGAUUUAGAUCAUUGUUGAGUAAAUAUCUUCAUGUACAGAUAUAUCUAUAUAUAUGUGAGACAAGGAAAACUAGAAGGAGAAAUGAGAAAGGAAAGGAGAUUCUUAGACUAAAAUCCAAUGGUUUAGAAUAAAUUUGCAAAGCUUCAUUGGAAUCCUGUUGUUACUUUUUUUGGAGAUUCUCUACUUUAAUAAUGUUAGUCCCAAAGGAUAAUGAUAUUUAUG